This is a messenger RNA of Xyrichtys novacula (pearly razorfish), 7150 nucleotides long. NCBI's taxonomy places the organism in Eukaryota, Metazoa, Chordata, Actinopteri, Labriformes, Labridae. The record is from the annotation of a GenBank genome assembly.
ACAGAACAAUCCGCAGAAGAAGAAGAGGAGGCGGAGGCUGCUGUCAGUGAAGUGAGAAUCUAGUCUCAGUGUUAAUUUUCCUCCUGAAUCUGUUUUUUUAGUAUCUGUAAACAGUUAAUAACCCUCUGUUUCUGUUUUAAAGUAAAGGACGUGUUUCUGUCUAAGUUAGCCUCUGUGAUGCUAACGCUGACGGUCCUGCAGUUAGCCUCUCCCGCUAGCUCUGAAGGUAAAUAUGCGUCCAUUAUCGGACACGCCCUCUGUCUGUCUGUGAGGUUUAUUAUUAUUAUUAUUAUUAUUAUUUAUAUAUUUACACUUUAAUCAACAUACUCAGCCUCUUUUUAAUGGAUCUUCACAUUAACAGUCUUUUAGACAUGUUAACAGCUUUGUUAUUGUGAUUAUUAUGUCCGCUCAUUUCUCGGUCCGGGUCAGAUCUGAACCCAGAGAAGACCCAGGUCUGUGACCCGGUUCCGAGAUGAACAGAAUCGGGUCUAAAGCGGAGGUCAGGGUGCUGCAGCUGUACUGAGUGUUUCCUCUGUAAACUAACAGAACAGGAAUGAAGGUUUGAUCAGGAUCAGGUCUGUAAAAGAUUCAGUUUCAGGUGUUUUUUUUUAAUAAGAAGAUACUGAUACCAGGUCUCUACCAGACAAACUUCUUUACCACAGAGGGUCAGGACCAUAUUAAGAAGAAAAAAAUAAAGACUUUGUAAAUUCUUACAAGAAUUAGGUCAAAAUAAAGAUAUUACUUAAGGGAAUAAAGUCGAAAUAAAAUCAUUACGAGAAUAAAGUUGUAAUAAAGUAAUUAAUCACAGGAAUAAAGUCGUAAUAAAAUUGUUACGAAAAUAAAGUCGUAAUAGAAUUAUUACUCACAAAAAUAGUUUUAUUACGACUUCAUUCGCAUAAGUAAUGACUAUCCUACGACUUUAUUCUUGUAGGAAAUGAUUUUAUUACGAUUUUGUUCUCAUAAAUAAUUACGAAGUCUUUCUUCUUACUGUGGCGCUAAUAUUCCGUCGUAAUUCUAGCAAGUAAUGAUUUUAUUACGACUGAAUUCUUGUUUGUAAUGUUUUUCCUAUGACAUUAUUCUCAUUAGAAAUGUUUUUUUUCAAAUUUAUUCUCUUUAGAAAUUAUUUUAUUACGACUUUAUUCUCAUAAAAAUGAUUUAAAUACAACUGUAUUCUUAUAAGAAAUGAUUUUAUUACGAUUUUAUUCUUCUAAGUAAUUAUGAAGUCCUUAAUUUUUUUUCUUCUUCAUGUAACCCUACCACUCCAUCGUAAUUCUCACAAGAAAUUAUUUUAUUUUAACUUAAUUCUUGUAAGUAAUUACAAAGUCUUAAUCUUUUAGUCUUCUUAAUGUGGUCCUUAUACUACGUCGUAAUUCUCGUGAGUAAUGAUUUUAUUAUGACUUUUUUCUAGUUAGUUACGACUUUAUUCUCGAAGUCUUAAUUUCUUUGUUUCUUAAUCUGGCCCUAACGCUCCAUCGUAGAUGUGAACCUGAGACAGUGGGAAAUAAAACGUCUUCUAAUCUGAACUGUAGCAGGAGAAAAAAGGUCGCCCCAAAGCCAACGCCUCCUGCAUGCCUGUCAUCCUUUGGGCUCUGCUCAUUGUCCCGGAUAAAUACGGCGAAAAUGGCGGACACUGGCGUUAUUGUUGAGGACGAAUAGAGAGAUCGUUUUAAAAGUGAAGAUGUUUCGGUUCGUUUUCAUUCUGGUUUCACAGUGUCAAGAAAAGAGGAAAUAAACCCAAAACCUCUCUCGAAACCGCCAGACUGCAGGAUACGAGAAACACGUGAAGUUACUCGGCAAUUUAUCAGGAAACAUGUCGAGAAAAGUAUCCUGGACAGGUCAUGUGACUCUAAACAAAGUGUUUACAGUCUCCAUGACAGAGUGAACGCUCCAAAAACACGAUCGAUCGUCCUCUGAAUGACGACCAAAGACUCUCAAACAUUUUCUGUGGUCGCCAACGGACGAUUUAGAAGGUUCGUAAAGACGCUGGAGCCGAAGUCUAAACUCUAUCAUGGCCGUACUUUAGCCAAAGACUAUCAGCAGCUCUCUACACAGAAGUUACCAGGGUCCGACACGGGUCCUGAAAAACCAGCAUCUGUUGACCCCUGAUAUUACCCAGAGCCUCCAGCAGCUGACGGAGACGUGUUUUUAUAAUCUCAUCUCUUCUUUUGUCCUUUUUUCAACAGUGUGAUAGUUGGUGUGGACUUAUCUUAGUCACGACCUUCACCUGCACUUCUGUUUGUCACCAGGUCCUCCUCUGCUGUGGAGACACAAUCAUUGAGGUUGCCAUGGCGAACAACAAACCAGAUACCUUGGACCAAACGUUCUCUGCUGAUAAAGAUGCAACCAAACCUACCGGGCGAAGGUCGCGCCGCAGAGCCACCUCCACUAUCGUCAGGAGAAGUCAGAAGAGGAAGAGACGUGGGCCGAUAGAGAAGAGGCGUGGCCUGAAUGAAAAGAGGCGGAGUCAAGAGGAAAAGAAGGAGGGUGUGACAGUUAAGAGGACUUGGAACGAUGGGAAGCGGCGGUGGGAUAAAAAACAUUACUGCGUGUUCUGUCGGAGGCCACAGGUGAAAAUCGCUCGCCACCUGCUCAGGAAACACGCCGACCAACAGGAAGUGCUGGCAGCCAGUGUGCUGCCCACUGGCUCCAAACAACGCCACCUGCUGCUGGAACACCUGCGCUGCAGGGGCAACUACAUGCACAACAUUGAGGUUUGUUUACCUGUCUGAAUGUCAGUCACGCUCAGAUCCAGUUUACAGCAAAAGCUUCCCCAUGGUCCGUCAGAUAUGAAGCUGUCGGCAGCUACUAAUACAGUAAUCAAACAGAACCCCACCACAGAACCAGACCCAUUAGAACUGAUCUGGACUGGAACAAACAGACGCUCCUGCUCGCUCGUAUCGUUCCAGUUAAAUUCAGAUAUAAUGCAGAUCAAUACUUCAGAUCAUUACAAAUGGGGCCCAGUCAAGGUGAAAGUCAAAAGCAUUGGUGCUACUGUAGAUGCCAACAGACUACCAGCAAACACAAUGUUUGCAGGACUUCUACAACGAGGAUAAAGUGACAUAGUCCAGGACCCGAGGGAGGACAGUUUAGCGAUGGCGCUACAACACGCUACAGCAGGUCCGUUUGACAAGAAACACUUCUGUUACAGACACUUGUCUUACUUUGUUAAAGCGGUUUACCUGUCCAGCAGAAAGGUUACAGGGUCACCAAGAUCCCCAAGCGUCCCCCAUGGUUUAUGUUGACCCGGCUUUUUAGCUCUUGUCCGGUCUACCUCCGUUUUAAGCGCCCGUUAUUCCUCCAGAGUCUCCGGUAUUUACUUUGUUUUCUUGCUUGUGUCGGCAGUCGUGGCCAAAGGAGGAUUCAGACAAUUUUCCGAACUUUCUGGUUGGUUUCUACUGUCCGAUAUUGUAGCACGCUAACUUUGUUUGGGCUCCUGAACGACACGGGGGAGCAGCGUCUGCCUCACGACCAAUCAGGUCAGAUGCUUCUCUAACUGAUUCCUGCCUACCCCACCUUUAAGUAGACCUUUAAAAGUGAAGCAGGUAUUUCCUCCUGAAUUCGUAGGAGCGGCGCCUGAUAACUGAAGGUUCUGCCUCCCGUACUGCUCUGAACCUUUAGGAACCAGGAUGAGGCCUAAGUCUGUUAGCCUUUCCUUUAACUGUUGAUGCCUGUCCGUCUCCUCUCAGGUCAUCAGACAGGGCAGCGGAGAGAUCGUCCCGUGGCGUCAGCCCUCAGAGGAAGUCGAUGCGAGGAACUACCUGCCCUGUCCCCUCUGCCUCGGGUUCUUCCUUCGAGCUGAUCUCUGGAAACAUCAGGCGUCCUGUAGAAAAAAAAUGAGCUCUGACCCUUCCAGAGACUCCGCCCCCUCAGGUGAAAAGACCUCUGACCCCUCUGGAGACUCUGCCUUUUUAGCAGCUCGGCCCACUGACCCCUCAGAGGACAGAAUAUGUGACUCCACAGGCGAGGAGGCGGCCUGUGACCAGGAGGAAGUCAGGAUCUCCGAGUCCACUGAGGAUACACCCUCUGACCCCUCAGCUGAACAGAACAAUGGACCUAAGGCCUCCAACACCACUGUGCAUCAGAACCUGUCCUCUGAUUCCGGGGCAGACCCACCCAGGAAGCGUAGCAGGGUCCAGGCUGCAGCGUCCCGCCUCCUUCCUAUCUCCAGCGGAGCCUCUGAGAGCUGCAGUGAAGUCCUUCACCGCAUGAACCAGGACCAUGUAUCACACCAGGUGAGUCCUCCCCCAUCACUGCUGUUUAGAUUUUGACUUUCAUACCAAGUUCAGUUUCAGGAUACAUGAUACUGAAAUGAUACCAGGAACUGAUGUGAGACAGAUUUGAUCCUUGGACCAGGGAAAGGAGGACUGUGGCCUCUGUACAUGGGGGGUCUGCUGUACCAACUGAGCCAAACUGGCUUCCCUUACAAGCGUCAUGUUAAUGUACUGUGUAAAAGACUCAAGCUGUAUAAACAGAAAUGACUGACAGGCACAUGUCCCCCUGUUUUCCUUGUCUGAUACUGCCCCCAUGUGGAGGUAGAGGUAAUAACAUGUCAUCCUCUCUGGUUAUUCUUCAGCCUCUUACAUCAAAACUACAUUUGACAAACAAAGAAAUUCUGAUACCAAACCCUCCAGAGAGAAAAGUAUAAAAAAGUUCAGAGUCCCACCUACCUGUAUCCGUGUCUCACACCUGUCCACCUGCUCUGUUUCAGGUCAAGUCCGAUUGGUUAAUUUGUAAAUAUGGAAAUAAGCUGAUGGGGAACCAAGAUGGGGGUCAGAGGAGGUACGACUACGUCAGUCAGAAGCUGAGGGAGCUCGGCAGGUUCCUACUGGCCGCCAAAUCUCUAGAUCCAGCUGUUCAGACCCUCCAGGACCUCCUGGCCCCGGGUCACCUCAGCCUGGCUCUAUCCGCAGCGAGGAAGGCGUCUGGGUACAGGUGGAGCCGUCCUCCUUUGGCGGUGAAAACCACCCUGAAAACCGUCUGUGAGAUCGCCAUUGGCGAGAGUCUGCAGGAUGGAGACUGGGAGGCUGCAGCCAAGACCACGGACUUCUACCACCUGCUGGGGAGGGAAUGGGACAAGCUGGGCCUGCAAGACCCCGACACAGGUAAGACCAGACCCAUACCUGUCUUUGAGGGGUUCAGGUCUGCUGAUCAAUGACGUUAUAUGUUUUUAAUUCAUGAAAAAUGUUGUACUCUGUUCUUACCUGCUGUUCCAGGGGGAGGAGCUAAGACAAAGAAACAAUACGUCCAAUCAGGAGGUGAGAAAGAGAGCAAAGAGCCUGAGAGUAAGUCCUGACCUUUGACCUCAACCCAAAAUUGAUCCCCCCUUUAACUGACUCCUUACCCUAACCCACUCUUGCUACCUGAUCCGUCCUGGAAACCCGAUUCGUACGGCGCAUGUGCGAAACGUAUGUCACUUCCUCUCUUCAUGUGCAGAUUUACUUCACAUCGAAAACUUGAUUUAAACUACCGAUCAAUAUCAGAAACCAGCGAUGUGACGGGCUAGCUAGCAGGAUCCUUCUCAAUUUUGACCGGAGGGACCCGGUCAAAAUUAUGGCCGGGUGCCGGCGCUCCCUGUGGCCUAAAAGGUCUCACUGUGCUGGGCAGGAACUCUUGACUUUCCGACGCUCUGCUUCAGUCGGUCCUUUCUGACUGAAGCGAGCUCGCUGAUGCUGAAGCCGUCGCAAAGAUGGCUAGUAGAGGAAGUGAGGUUCGUUUCGCACAUGUGCAGUACAAAUCGGUUUUCCAGGACGGAUCAGGUAGCGACACCCCCCACACUGACCCGCCACCUUUAAUCUAAACCAAAGCCUAACCCCCUGAAUCUUGAUCUUUGCACAAUGACCGCCUCUCUUAACUUCCUGUAGUUCCACCACAAAGCAGACUAGAAGGUUCUGUGAUGCCCCCAGAGUCCAGGCAGCAGAUCCCCCUUACCGGUGAGUUGAUCUGGAUCUAGCUGGUUCUGUGUAACAGUCCAUCAAAGACCCGGUCUGAUCCGGGACUCACCUGAACCUCCUGCCCUCUUGUCUGCAGCUCUUUCACUUCCUGCUCCGAGGAAGGUCAGACGUCGGCCGUGGUCUUCUGCGGAGAAGGAAGCGGUCUGGAGGCAGCUGGGGGUCCACGUCCUGGUCCAGUCUGUGCCAGGGAAGGAGGUCUGUCAACGCUGUUUAGACCUAGAACCGGUUCUCAGAGGACGACACUGGAAAGACAUCAAGAACCAGGUCCACAAUCAAAUCCAGAGCCAGAAGAAGCAGCAGUUUCAUGCCCAGAUGGACCUCCAUGAAGACCAGGACCAACAAGACCAAAACCAGAGGAAACAGCUGCAGUACCUGACCCAGAUGGACACACAAGACAAGGACCAGAACCAUAAGAAACACCAGCAGUACCCAAUGGACCAGCAUGACCAGGACAGCAUUCAGACUAAGAAGAAACCACAGUACCAGGUCCAUUUAGACCAACAAGACCCAGGUAACACCCAGAACCAUAAAAAACUGCAGUUCCUUACCCAGCUGGACCCCCAGGACCACCUGCAAAACCUCAAAAAGCAGCUGUGCCAUACAAGACUGGACCACCAAGACCACCUCCAGAUCCAUAAGAAACAGAUGUUCCAACUGGACCAGCAGACCCAGGAACUGCAGGCAAACCUGGACCAGAACUCUCCCUUACUUACAGGAACAUCUUUUGGACCUGAUGGGCCACAUCGGGCACCUGGACAGACCCUUCUGGAGCGAGACCCCACUAUCAACCCGUACCCUCUUCCACAUAGAACCCUGGGGCCUCAUAUGGACCAGCUACUAACCAGAACAGAGUGGACUGACCCAGCUUUGGUCCAGCACUACAGGAGUCUGGAACCAGGAGGACCAGCAGAUCCUCACUCUGGGCAUGUCCACUUUUGAAGGACAGACUCCCCCCAGUGGACUGGAGGACUAAUGACGAUACAUCGGACACAACAGUUGAUGUUUCACACGAUCUUUGACUACCUGUACAAAUUAAAGCGCACCUUUUUACCCUCCAGGCUCCAAAGAACUUGGUACCUGAGCUGUUUGGUUUCAUGACUCCGACCCAAAAAUGUCUUACAAUUUGUUAAAAAGUUAAUAAAAACAGGAAGUAUCCAAACUGCGAAUAUUUGAUUAAAAAAAAGCUUGGGCCCUUUUUU